Messenger RNA from Zonotrichia albicollis (white-throated sparrow), 377 nucleotides. Lineage: Eukaryota; Metazoa; Chordata; Aves; Passeriformes; Passerellidae. The record is from RefSeq and is a predicted model, not a curated record.
GGGCCAAGAAUCUCUACAUCAUCUCCGUGAAGGGCAUCAAGGGCCGCCUGAACCGGCUGCCGGCGGCCGGCGUGGGUGACAUGGUGAUGGCCACGGUGAAGAAGGGCAAGCCGGAGCUGAGGAAGAAGGUGCAUCCAGCAGUGGUGAUCAGGCAGCGGAAAUCCUACAGGAGAAAAGAUGGGGUGUUCCUGUACUUCGAGGACAACGCAGGAGUGAUUGUAAAUAACAAAGGAGAAAUGAAAGGCUCAGCCAUCACAGGCCCCGUGGCCAAGGAAUGUGCAGAUCUGUGGCCCAGGAUCGCCUCCAACGCCGGCAGCAUCGCCUGAUCCCGAUCCUGCCCCUGGCCAGGGAUACAAAAUAAAGCUCCUUGUACCAAC